AGCUAACCGACGCUAAGCAACGUUGACUCUACAUCGAGAGUACAAGUUAGCCGUAGUUAGGCAUGACUAUGGAGCGAGGGUGCUGUGUUGCCUGGAGAAUACCCACACGAUUGGCGGUGACGGCUGGAAUGUGGCUUGCCCAGACGUUGUUAGACCGCGUACUUUUAAAUCAACGUCUUCCUUCAAAUUGUUCGAAAUCUUGAACUCACCACAUGAAAUCCUUUGCUUCGUUUAUUAUGGAGAUGGGUUCGCUCAUUGCUCAGGAGAUCCAAGGUCUGAGCAAAGAUGGUGACACGGCGGGAUCGAAUAACAAUGGCAACCAACUCAAAUUACCUGGUUUCGGGUUGCCCAUUGACUUUCUGCCACGAUGGAACAGACACGACGAGGAAUGGGAGCGAUUUCCUCACGGAAUCGCUGAUCCCAUGGCCAGCGACGGCGUGACUGUUCGAGAGCGAAGGAUGCUCGAAUUUGUCAAUCAGAUUACAGAUAAGCCGGAAUGGGAACGUAAAGUCUUUGAUGAUGCAAUUGUAGAGAAAUGGCGUGCCGAAGCUUGCAAAUACCAUGAGGACAUUGAGGACGAGUUUCUUUCAGAAGAAAUGUUCAAGCACUGUUUGGCAGAGCUUCGCGAGAAGGCAGAGCGUUUCAAGACGACAAGGACGAUUGCCAUCUUAGACGCCGAAGUAACUGUGGUUAAAUCAGAUGUUCUUGUCUCCGCUUCCAUCCUUGAUGGUUUGAAACGCGGUGUUCAGCCUAUGGAGAACGUGCCAGAGCACAAGAAGGACUGGCAUCCAGGCUCAAAUGAGAUGGUUCUUGACUUAGUUCACCCAAGCAUGUGUCCACUCAUUUACGGUGUAUCUCGGGUUUUACCUUAUGGAAAGGUGCCCCUUGAAGAGUGCGCCAAAUACUCUGGAGCCGGCGAAGUGGUACAAACCAUGCCCGGUCAAAUUACUCAUAAGGUCCAGCUGAGCGCAUGGAAUAACCCCAGCGAACUCCCCGUUUGGGGCUCCUUUCAAUGGUUGCCAGCAGACAUCAAGUUUCGCGAUGACGGCACUGCUGCCAUCACUAGCUACAUCAAUGGACUCCAUCCUGCAAAGCAUGCAGAACUUUAUCCUAUCCUGGAGCAGCUUGUUGACUGCGCUAUCCCCCUAUGGAAUGAGACUCUAUCUUGGUUCCAUAACCGCAUCAGGCUGAGAAUAGACGGCAGCAGCGACGACGACUACUUCAUUCCUGAAGGAGUGAAAUACGAGGGCGCAAGCGACCACUCAGAGAGCUCUGACUUUUGGUGGGAUGACGACGACUACCGCGACUGGAAGGAACAAAAUCGAGUGCUUAAGCAGAGGGAGCCGGAACCAUUUACCCCUUUUCAAGAGCGGAUUCAGAAGAACCCCGCAGGAGCUCGUCCUGUUGAUCUGCGAAAAAAGUUUGCCACCUCCGGCCUCCAGAUCAUCUUUAAGUUGGCGAACAUCCAACUUACGCCGGAGAAACCAGAGUACAAAAAUGGAUCGUGGCAUGUAGAAGGAGCCUUGAAUGAACACAUCUGUGCGACCGCGCUUUAUUACUACGACCAAGAAAACAUCACAGACAGCUACUUGAGUUUCAGACAGUCAAUUGACGUGGAAGAACUGACAAUGAAGCCGGCGCAAUCCGAGUAUACUUCGCUCGAGGCGUAUUUCGGCGUUGAGCAAGAAGGCCCUGCUAUACAGGAGCUUGGAAAAGUACUGACACGAGAGGGACGCAUGUUGGCAUUUCCAAAUGUGCUUCAGCAUUGCGUUAGCAGCUUCAAGUUAAAGGACGAGACUAAGCCGGGACACCGCAAGCUUCUUGCCAUGUUUCUCGUAGAUCCUCAUAUACCAGUGUUGUCGACAGCGAAUGUCCCUCCCCAGCAAAAAGAUUGGUGGGCACAGGAGGUUAAAAAGGUAGCUCCAUUCUCCAGUCUUCCUCAAGAAAUCUUCGACAAUAUUAUCGACAUGGUUGAAGGGUUCCCCUUGGGCUAUGAUGAACAGUGCGAGAUUAGGGAUAAACUUAUGGGAGAAAGAGGCAUGAUGGUUGAUCAACUGAACGAUGCCCUUGCACAAGAAACUUUCUUCUUCUGUGAACAUUGAAAUUAUUACGUUUGCUGCUUUUAGGCAUUUGUUGACAGUCGCGAGAUCUAUACUUAGGUAGAUUUGUUUCAUUCAAUGAAUCUGUGCCGUAAACAUUUCAAGGCAAAGGCCCUGCGAAACAUUUUUCACUCAAGUUUGAACCUCCAUCAAUCAUACACAUAUUCCACCACAGUCUGCUCCACCUGCGCUAGGAUCGCAGCUGUCUCUGGGGUCAUCGACGCACC
Molecule: messenger RNA, 2326 nt
Organism: Verruconis gallopava
Lineage: Eukaryota; Fungi; Ascomycota; Dothideomycetes; Venturiales; Sympoventuriaceae
Exons: 4
Coding region: 213-2102 (629 amino acids)
Source: RefSeq, a predicted model, not a curated record